AUCAUAUUUUAAAGAUCAGAAGACAGUCUCUUAGGAUAGGCAUUGGUUUUACGGUAUGGCAGCCUUGACUGCACUGUAACCUGACUAAACAGCGGUUGUUAGGGGCAAGCGGAAGCGUGGCUUUAAACGAUACAGGAAGUGUGGCGUUUGGGCCAUGUCAAGGUCGACUCUGCUAGAACCAGAACUGAGAGAGGCGGAGAUGAUGGGUGAUGAGACGACGCGGUUCGAGGAGCUGCUGUUGCAGGCGUCUAGGGAGCUCCAGCAAGCUCAGGCAACCACACCAGAAUCUACACAGAUCCAGCCUCAGCCUGGUUUCUGCAUAAAGACCAACUCAUCGGAAGGGAAGGUUUUCAUCAACAUCUGUCACUCUCCCUCCAUCCCUCCUCCGGCUGACUUGACCGAAGAUGAGCUGCUUCAAAUGCUGGAGGAGGACCAAGCUGGCUUCAGAAUCCCUAUGAGUCUGGGAGAGCCUCAUGCCGAACUGGAUGCAAAAGGCCAGGGCUGUACGGCCUACGACGUAGCUGUCAACAGCGACUUCUACCGGAGGAUGCAGAACAGUGACUUCUUGCGGGAACUAGUGGUCACCAUCGCCAGGGAGGGCCUUGAGGAUAAAUACAGCUUGCAGCUAAAUCCAGAAUGGCGCAUGCUGAAGAACCGGACUUUUCUGGGCUCCAUAUCGCAGCAGAACAUCCGCUCCAAGCAGCGUCCUCGGAUCCAGGAGUUGGGGAACCUGCACAGCCCGGGCUCCAAGGCACCUGAGGGAGGCCCCGAGAAGCCGCACUUAAGUCUUUGGCUGGAGGCCCCCGACCUCCUCUUGGCUGAAAUUGACCUCCCCAAACUGGAUGGAGCCCUGGGGCUGUCGCUGGAGAUUGGGGAGAACCGCCUGGUGAUGGGGGGCUCCCAGCAGCUGUAUCACCUGGAUGCCUACAUCCCCCUGAGGAUCAACUCUGAGGCGAGCAAGGCAGCCUUCCACUGGAAGCGAAAGCAACUGAUGGUGGCCAUGCCCCUUCUAUCGGUGCCUUCUUAACCAGAGUGUCUCCCUGUCUUCGCAAAUGGAGAAGAGACGGGUGAAUCCCAAAAUAGAAAUAAAAGAGUUUUGCCUUG
Molecule: messenger RNA, 1104 nt
Organism: Octodon degus (degu)
Lineage: Eukaryota; Metazoa; Chordata; Mammalia; Rodentia; Octodontidae
Gene: Pih1d1
Product: PIH1 domain containing 1
Exons: 10
Coding region: 155-1027 (290 amino acids)
Biological process (GO): box C/D snoRNP assembly; rRNA processing
Cellular component (GO): ribonucleoprotein complex; R2TP complex; cytoplasm
Source: RefSeq, a predicted model, not a curated record